AUGCGGACCGGGAAUAACAGGCCGGUCACCCAAAUCCUAGUGGAUGAUGUUCCUUUUCCCAACCACCCUCCUAAUGAUACUCAAGACGCCGUGCCAUUACCACCUGCGCUCAAACCCAAGAGCAAGGGGACCCCACCGUCCAGCGCGCGCCUGGCCAAAAGGCCCGCAGCUCCCUCUCCCGCAGAGCCCAGUCGUAAGAUCAUCCGUGGCCAACCACGAGCCUUGGCUCUGCCAGAGAUCAGUGAGUCGGGAAACAGUGUCGCUUCAGACCUAGUUAUACGAGACGAGCCUCCUUGGGAUACUUUUGACAAAUCCUACGACUGCGAUUUGGCCGGCAAUGUUGCUGUCUGCGUCCGGCGCUCCGGUCGCCGUACUGCCUGUGCGAUUCGCCAGUAUCCCAGGGAGGAUGCGGAUAGAAUUCUGGGAAUUCUCCGUUCCAUCCGCCAUAAUAAUAUAGUCUCAGUUUGGCAGUGUUUCCGCACCGCUGAUGCGCUGUAUACGCUCGGCAAGUUCCAUCCGCUUACUCUAGGCCAUAUCGUCGCAUGCAAAGCCUUUCCAAACCUGCGUCAGCUGGCUGCCAUUAUGUCCCAGUUUCUUGAUGGAUUAUCAUAUCUCACCACCCAAAAUCUCCAUCACACCUCCCUGGAUUGCUCCAGCGUCCUAAUGAGUCUUGACGGGGAGGUCCAAAUCGCACGGAUUGAUCGCUGUACCGUCCGGCCGCAGGGUAGGAUUCAACCGAGCGACUUGGCUCCCGUUGGGCGGGUGAUGAUGGAACUGAUGCAAAAAUACGUUAAGGACGAUGGGGCGAUCGGGCUUGACAAUCUUGAUCGCUGGCGGACCCGCCCAGCUGCUAUUGAAUUUCUCUCCGCGACAACGUCGGCCAGUUCUUUUGAGGAAUUAAAAAGACAGCAUCUCCUGACAGAUAUCCGUUGGUCUACUGGUGAUCUGAUUGGUCUUGCGUGGCUUUCCUUGAUUUCCGCACGCACCUUCUACUCAUACACACCCCCGUCUACAGAAGAAAAAUAG
Aspergillus tanneri is the source of this 1026-nucleotide messenger RNA. RefSeq lists its product as uncharacterized. The record is from RefSeq and is a predicted model, not a curated record. Lineage: Eukaryota; Fungi; Ascomycota; Eurotiomycetes; Eurotiales; Aspergillaceae. The transcript is spliced from 4 exons. Bases 1 to 1026 code for a protein of 341 amino acids.